CAGCGUGGGACCGGCAACACUUCCCCGAACUGACGGAGAACGACGGUGAUGGGAAAACUUUCAAUCCGCCCAGACUGUAGGAUCUGAAAUUAGACUUCUAAGUGAAAUGCGCCUGAAUAAGAUGUUCCCAGCAGUAUUUAAAGGUGCUGGGGAUCUUCUAAAAGUCUCCAACCGCUAUGGAACACUCAGUCGCAGUUUAAUGUGUGUCAGUAGUACAGAAAACAGGAGACGCAAAAAGAAAUCCUUGCUUUCAAAUAGAGAAGCUCUGCCUCUGGAGGAAAGACUUGCUGAUACAGUGACCCCUUUGUGGUGACUGAGUUAUGAGGAGCAGCUUCAGUGGAAACAGGAACGACAGCACACGAUUUUACUUCAGAUGAUCAAACACCUAGAACAGGACUCCUCUCUUUCUUCCAAUAAGGGAGAACUCCCAUUUCCUAUUCUGCCUAUAGUGCCUUCACCAGUCAGAGAUGGCUACCGCAAUAAAUCCACUUUCUCAGUCAACAAAGGAGUGGAUGGAGAUCCAAAAACUGUAGGAUUCUACAUUGGCACUGGAAAAGGUAGAGACAUUGUCUGUGUUCACGGUGACCAUCUUCUUAACAUGCCGGCAAAGCACAAACUUGUGAGACGCUGCUAUGAGGAGUUUAUACGUGCUUCGCCACUGAGACCGUGCAUUUUGUUUCAUGAUGGAGGACACUGGAGAGAAAUUACAGUGAGAACAAACUCUGCCGGUAACACAAUGGCCAUAGUAUAUUUCCAUCCACAAAAUCUAAGUCCUGAGGAGAUUGAUGUCCAUAAAGCAUCUCUAGUAGAAUAUUAUAUCGAAGGACCAGGGUCCGUUUGCCAGUUGGACUCUCUCUAUUUCCAGGAAAGCACCAUGACCCGAUGCAGUCAUGAAGAUUCCCCAUACCAGUUGCUAUAUGGGGAACCCCAUAUCUAUGAGGAGAUACUUGGAUUUAAGUUUCGCAUCUCUGCUGAUUCCUUUUUUCAGGUAAACAGAGAUGCAGCAGAGGCCCUGUACACAACAGUAGCUGAGCUCAACAAGGAUAGUGAAAAAGGAACUCUGUUGGAUGUGUGCUGUGGUACAGGAGCUAUUGGCAUUUCACUGUCCCCCAGAUUGAAAAAGGUCAUUGGCAUUGAACUGAUUGAGCAAGCUGUACAGGAUGCGAAAUAUAACGCAGCACUAAAUGGUGUUGAGAACUGCGAGUUCUUGUCAGGGAAAGCAGAGGUUGUUCUUCCUAAUCUGAUAAAUGCGAUGCACUUUGAGGGAACACUCACAGCUGUUGUGAAUCCAUCCAGGGCAGGUCUGCAUUAUAGAGUGAUCCGAGCCCUGCGCAAUCAUCCAGACUUACAAAGACUUAUCUAUAUAUCCUGCAAGCCAGAAGGAGAAGCAAUGCGGAAUUUUCGGGAGCUCUGUGGAAAGACUGAUUUAAAAAGAAGGUUUACUGGAGAGUGCUUUAAACCCAAACUUGCUGUUCCUGUGGACAUGUUUCCACACACACCUCACUGUGAACUGGUGCUUGUAUUAGAACGAUAAAUAUUAAUGUUUAAUAAACUUACCAUAGCUGUUA
Molecule: messenger RNA, 1568 nt
Organism: Silurus meridionalis
Lineage: Eukaryota; Metazoa; Chordata; Actinopteri; Siluriformes; Siluridae
Gene: trmt2b
Product: tRNA methyltransferase 2 homolog B
Exons: 1
Coding region: 374-1534 (386 amino acids)
Biological process (GO): RNA processing
Molecular function (GO): tRNA (uracil(54)-C5)-methyltransferase activity, S-adenosyl methionine-dependent
Source: RefSeq, a predicted model, not a curated record